Verticillium dahliae VdLs.17 is the source of this 706-nucleotide messenger RNA. RefSeq names its product Microtubule associated protein. Gene Ontology annotation, biological process: macroautophagy; cellular response to nitrogen starvation. Lineage: Eukaryota; Fungi; Ascomycota; Sordariomycetes; Glomerellales; Plectosphaerellaceae. The record is from RefSeq and is a predicted model, not a curated record. Gene Ontology annotation, cellular component: autophagosome; cytosol; fungal-type vacuole membrane. The transcript has 3 exons. Bases 155 to 520 code for a protein of 121 amino acids. Gene Ontology annotation, molecular function: phosphatidylethanolamine binding.
GCAAACGUACCUCUUCUACCUAACCUUCUCUUCUACAUCUUUCUCCGAUACCCAUCUGUCAUCACCACGAAAUCAUAUAUAAGCCCUUCUGCUUCACCCUUCUCGAUCGACGGACCUGUCAACAGCUGCAACGACCCCAACCACAACCGACAGUAUGCGAUCCAAGUUCAAGGACGAGCACCCCUUCGAGAAGCGUAAGGCUGAGGCCGAGCGCAUUCGUCAGAAGUACUCGGACCGUAUUCCUGUCAUCUGCGAGAAGGUGGAAAAGUCCGACAUCGCCACCAUCGAUAAGAAGAAGUAUCUGGUGCCCGCGGACCUGACCGUCGGUCAGUUCGUCUACGUCAUCCGGAAGCGUAUCAAGCUCUCCCCGGAGAAGGCCAUUUUCAUCUUCGUCGAUGAGGUCCUGCCACCCACGGCUGCCUUGAUGAGCAGCAUCUACGAGGAGCACAAGGACGAGGACGGCUUCCUCUACAUUACCUACUCUGGCGAGAACACCUUCGGCGACUGCGAGACUGCUUGAGCCUCAGAGAGAGCUUCCUUAUUGCAGCUGUCCCUCAAUUCGGACUAUGUCGGCGUUUGGUUUCUCUGGGCACGUUAUGAAUGGGUUAUGGCUUCGCACUUGAUUCACUUGUCAGUGCUUCGGGGAAGGGAGAUGAAGUAGCCAGUUCUACUCGGAUAUUUCCUUUCAAUACACUCAGAUACCUCA